Molecule: messenger RNA, 1260 nt
Organism: Ziziphus jujuba (common jujube)
Lineage: Eukaryota; Viridiplantae; Streptophyta; Magnoliopsida; Rosales; Rhamnaceae
Product: (+)-borneol dehydrogenase 2
Exons: 2
Coding region: 171-1013 (280 amino acids)
Biological process (GO): abscisic acid biosynthetic process
Cellular component (GO): cytosol
Molecular function (GO): xanthoxin dehydrogenase (NAD+) activity
Source: RefSeq, a predicted model, not a curated record
CUCUCUUUGAUGUUUAGUACUUAUUUAUCAGGAAAAAAAAAAGAAAAAAAGAAGGAAAUGUGCUCCACGGUACCCACUGACACGACUCAAACAAGAGACAAGCCAGUCAGUCAAACCACGCCACCAUAAACUGCCACUGAGAUUAAGAGAGAGAGAGAGAGAGGCCAACCAUGUCGACCACCAGCAUUGGAGGAGCUUCACUUGGGAGCCAAAGACUGUUGGGGAAAGUGGCAUUGGUUACAGGUGGGGCCACUGGUAUCGGAGAGAGCAUUGUACGCCUGUUCCACCAACAUGGUGCAAAAGUAUGUUUAGUUGAUGUGCAAGACAACCUUGGGCAACAUGUCUGUGAGACCCUUGGUGGUGAACCAAACACUAGUUAUUUCCAUUGUGAUGUCACAAAAGAGGAUGAAGUUCAUCGUGCAAUCGAUUUCACUGUUGAUAAAUAUGGCACACUUGAUAUCAUGGUCAACAAUGCAGGGAUGUCAGGUUCACCCUGCAAUGACAUACGGAAUGCAGACUUAUCCGAGUACGAGAAGGUCUUUGAUUUAAACGUGAAGGCAGUCUUUAUGGGAACAAAACAUGCGGCUCGAAUAAUGAUCCCAGCAAAGAAGGGAUCUAUAAUUUCUCUUUGCAGUGUCACAAGUGCCAUUGGAGGCCUCGGUCCACAUCCAUACACAGCUUCCAAGCAUGCUGUACUGGGGCUUACCAAGAGUAUUGCAGCUGAGUUAGGACUUCAUGGGAUUCGUGUAAACUGUGUUUCACCAUAUGCAGUUGCGACAGGCUUGGCUUUGGCUCACUUGCCUGAGGAUGAGAGAACUGAAGAUGCCUUUGCAGGUUUUCGUAACUUCAUCGGGAGAAAUGCCAAUUUGCAGGGUGUGGAAUUGACGGCUGAUGAUGUAGCGAAUGCCGUACUCUUCUUAGCAAGUGAUGAAUCAAGGUAUAUAAGUGGUGAAAAUCUCAUGGUUGAUGGGGGCUUUACUUCUGUGAACCAUUCCUUGCGAGUCUUUCGGUGAUGGAUGAUUGUUAACACGGAAUAUUUGGUUGAACAAGGCAGCUGGCUAUGAGCAGCAAACUUGGAAUCUUUCCAGUUGUGGAAUCCAAUCUAAUUGGAAACAAAAUCUAAAUACAGGCCGAACCUUGCUGCUCUAUAAAUUUCCUCUGUUUUCGUUUCUAAUUGUAAAAUAUCGAUUCGACCUCUUCUUAGUGAUUCUGAAACUGAAUUCAGAUUAAAUAAUGGAAAACGUGGAUCUUCAUGGUUAA